This is a messenger RNA of Asterias rubens (European starfish), 2366 nucleotides long. Its product is annotated as Golgi phosphoprotein 3-like. Lineage: Eukaryota; Metazoa; Echinodermata; Asteroidea; Forcipulatida; Asteriidae. The transcript has 4 exons. Gene Ontology annotation, cellular component: Golgi cisterna; cytosol; trans-Golgi network. Gene Ontology annotation, molecular function: phosphatidylinositol-4-phosphate binding. The record is from RefSeq and is a predicted model, not a curated record. Gene Ontology annotation, biological process: Golgi organization; Golgi vesicle budding; Golgi to plasma membrane protein transport. Bases 119 to 997 code for a protein of 292 amino acids.
UAGAGGGUACGGUAAAAUGAACAGCGGCCAUAUUUGUUGUCCAUCAUAAUAUUGUUACGCACUCAACAAAGUUUUCUACAAACUCCUCCAAAUUUGUGACCACAAUUACUUCAAAAACAUGACUUCGAUAACCAGGCGGGGUGGUGGAAAUUUGACGCAAAGAAAUACGGGCUCAAAAGGUGCCGAUGGCGGGAAAGGAAUCGAAGACGAGGAGAAUUACUCGCCGGAUUUGAACGAGGAGGAUGAGUACGAAACGGAAGAUUCCAAGGCAAAAAGAUUAACUUUGAUGGAAGAAGUCCUCUUGCUUGGGCUGAAGGAUAAAGAGGGGUACACGUCCUUCUGGAAUGACUGUAUAUCAUCCGGUCUCAGGGGAUGUAUGCUAAUAGAACUAGGUCUCAAGGGUCGCAUUGAAUUAGAAAAGACUGGCAUGAGACGAAGGAGUCUUUUAAACCGUAAAGUUCAGUGUAAGUCGGAGACGCCGACCGGGGAUGUGUUACUAGACGAGGCGUUGAAACUUGUGAAAGAGACGAGCAAUCAAGAAACAACACAAGGCUGGAUUGAAUUACUCAGUGGGGAAACAUGGAACCCGGCCAAGCUACGGUACCAACUUCGUAAUGUCAGAGAGCGCCUCGCUAAGAACCUCGUGGAGAAAGGCGUCCUGACCACGGAGAAGCAGAACUUCCUCCUAUUCGACAUGACGACACAUCCCCUGACCGACACCACAGCCAAGCAGCGCCUUAUCAAACGAGUACAAGAUGGUGUGCUAAGUCGCUGGCCUAAUGACCCCCACCGUAUCGAGAAGAGAUUAUUGUCUCUUAUUUAUCUGGCUCACUCAUCGGACGUCCUGGAAAAUGCAUUUGCUCCUCUCUCUGACGAAGACUACGAGUUGGCGAUGAAGCGAGUUCGUGAACUACUAGACCUGGAUCCAGAUGCUCAGAUCGGCAAACAGGGAGUCAAUGACGUCAUGUGGGCUGUCAUAGCCGCCUUCAUCAAAUGAUCCCAUGUAAAAAAAAAAUCUCAUUUCAUCAUCUCUUGACCGGUUAUAUGAACUUCUAAAUUAAAUAUAUUGAAUCGGUGACUUUUGGAACGCUAGGUGGCAGCACACUUACCAGGUAAAUCUGUUGUUUUCGGUAAGGUGCGCAUUCACAGAACUUUGUAAACAAUGCAAAUUUACCUGAGUCUGCUGCCACCUAGCGUUCCACAGUCUCCCAUUUGGUGGUGUUAACAUGACCUAUUUGUUUGUAUAAAAAAUGAUUACAUGUAUUAACAAAAGACCCAUUGCACAAUGCGGAACGCACUUCCUAAGAAUGCGCGUCCACCAUUCCAAUCAUUUUGGAAGUUUGGAUGUGGGGGGGGGGUGGGGAUGUGUAUGAGUGCGACAACAUUUUUAAAAGAGUAAACGCUUUUGUGGAAACCAUUGUGAGUGUGUAAACUGUUUCUUGGCGCUCAAGCAAAAUCACUGGUUUAAAAGAAAGUAUACUUUUGGUUUUUUUAACUGUUCAGUUGUUUCAAUCCAGUAUAAAUGUAGAAAUAUACAAAACAACUUACUUUAAAGAAUUUUCAUUUCAAAAGACGGCAGCGUUUUUGAGAUUUAAUGGCAUUUGAUAAGUUUUGGAGUAAUUACCAAAGCUGUAAUACCCUCCCUUUAAAUACCGUUGUUUUAAAAAAAAAUACUUUGUGAUCCUAACAACGAGAAAGAAACAUUGUCAACAAGCUUUGGUCUAUGGUUAACGUUACUUGGAUUAUACUUAAGUUUACAAAGAUUAUUAUUUUAUUGUAAAUAAAGGGUCUUAGAGGGUGCUGUAAGUGUAGAAGAAACAGAAGAAACAAAUCUUUGUAAAAAAAACAAAAAACUAAUUUGAAUAUAGUUUCUUUAGGAUUGUAUGUAAAACACACAAAUCUAAUUGACCAACGCCAUACCAACAUCAAGUUUCGAAUACAGUCAUAGAUUCCUAAAGAGGAGAUUGUUUGAAAAUUUCUAGAUACCAAGAACAACAUUCAACAAAAUCCAACACCUAUGCACUUGUUGGACUUGUUUUUUGAUGGGCUCAGUGAAGUUGAGUUGGGGGAGGGGGUGGACAAUUCUUUUUUUUAGCUGAACAGUGCAUGCAUAGUUUUUGCAUUGCAAAUUUGUGUAAAAAUCCUCAAAUUUUCUAUUCAAUAUCUAAACAGGGCUUUAACCACAGUUAGGCCAAAAACAAAGACAUUCACAUUAGCAAUUUUUUAUUAUCAUGGUUGUGCGAUUCUGUUUAAAAUAAUUUCAGUUCAAUUAUAUUUGGUUAAUUCCUUCUUUAAAAGUUAAAUUUAAUAAAAAAAUUCAAACAAAUAUCAGAAGAAUUGAAAACAAAUUGUUUAAAUAGUAUUUU